AUUCUUCCACUACUCGGUGAUGGUGGCUUCUAUGUACUUUCCUUUCUUUUUCCCAUUUCAGAUUUAAACCCGCUUUCCCUCAAACUCAUCUUCAAGGGACCCUUUGUGAAGAAAAAUUGAGACUUUUGUUGAGGUGGGUUUGAAGUAGUUUGAAUCUUUGAGACCUGAGAGAGACCCAAAAGAGAAAAAAAUGUCAAGGAGAGAUCUAGAAAGUGGAGGGGUAAGCAAGAACAACAGAGCAGUGGCCAACAACUAUUCUGCUGCUCCUACUUCCUAUGUUUAUGAUCCGGAUAUUCAUUGGACAUCGUGGCUUGUGCCUCUUUUUGUGGCGGUUAAUGUUGUGGUUUUCAUUGUGGCUAUGUAUGUUAACAAUUGUCCCAGGAAAAAUCUUGGGAUUGAAGGUGAUUGUGUGGCUAGGUUUCUGGGCAGGUUUUCCUUCCAGCCUCUUCGGGAAAACCCAUUGUUUGGACCCUCUUCCUCAACUUUAACAAAGAUGGGAGCACUUCAGUGGGAUGAUGUUGUGAAUCAUCAUCAAGGAUGGAGGCUUGUCACUUGCAUAUGGUUACAUGCUGGAGUUGUGCAUUUGGCAGCGAACAUGUUGAGUCUGGUCUUCAUUGGCAUUCGCCUUGAACAACAGUUUGGGUUUGUGAGAAUAGGAAUCAUUUACCUGUUGUCUGGAUUUGGUGGAAGCGUAUUGUCUUCUCUAUUUAUUAGAAACAACAUCUCAGUUGGUGCUUCUGGUGCACUUUUUGGACUUCUUGGAGCAAUGCUUUCAGAACUUAUCACAAACUGGAGUAUUUAUACCAAUAAGGCUGCUGCUUUGUUCACACUUCUGCUUAUUAUUGUCAUCAAUCUUGCCAUUGGAAUGUUGCCACAUGUUGAUAACUUUGCACAUAUUGGUGGAUUCCUCACAGGAUUUCUCCUUGGUUUUAUUUUGCUGCUCCGUCCUCAAUUUGGGUGGUUAGAGCAGCGACACCUCCCUACCGGGGUUCGCCUCAAAUCAAAAUUCAAGGUUUACCAAUAUGUGCUAUGGAUUGUCUCCAGUAUUUUAUUGAUUGUUGGGUUAUCUGUUGCUCUAGUGAUGCUAUUCCGGGGUGAGAGUGGAUAUGAUCACUGCCAUUGGUGUCACUACCUAACGUGCGUUCCAACUUCUAAAUGGAAAUGCAAUGACAAUUGAACAUAAGGGCAUGAGCUAUUCCUGUUCUUAUAUGUAUAGCUAUAGCUCUUUCAAGUUGGUUGUUUUAUCAUUUAUUUUACUUUGUUAAUUCCUUUAAAAGACGAGUUAUUGGUUUGUCUA
Molecule: messenger RNA, 1297 nt
Organism: Abrus precatorius (Indian licorice)
Lineage: Eukaryota; Viridiplantae; Streptophyta; Magnoliopsida; Fabales; Fabaceae
Product: RHOMBOID-like protein 2
Exons: 5
Coding region: 191-1177 (328 amino acids)
Biological process (GO): proteolysis
Cellular component (GO): membrane
Molecular function (GO): serine-type endopeptidase activity
Source: RefSeq, a predicted model, not a curated record